UCCGUCACAGAUAAGAUGGGGGCGAAGGAUAAAAAGAAGAAGAAGGGCUCAAAGAAAGAGGAAGAACAUGCAUCUGGGGAGGAGGAGGAAGGGAAAAAGAAAAAGAAAGAAAAGAAGAAGAAAGGAUCAGUUCGGGGAGAUAGUGAUGACGAUACCAAGAAGACAAAAGGAAAGAAGAAGAAAGUUGAAAAUUAUGUUGAGAUCUAUGAGAAUGAGCUUCGCAAUUAUGAGCCGGACCAAGUAGAAGAUUACGAGGACGAGUAUCACAAGAAGAAAGUGUACGAGGUGGUGACCAUCACCGGCGACGAGCGAGGAGCCGGCACCGACGCCAACGUGUUUGUCACUCUGUUUGGAGACGGUGGCAUCACUCCCAAAGUCCACCUGGCGAGCAACACAGAAAAGAGGAGUCGCACCGCUUUCGAACGAAACAAGACGGAUGUUUUCAGAAUUAGAACUCACAAUAUUGGACCUUUGAAAAAGAUAAGGAUCGAGCAUGACAACACGGGCCUGAGCGCCAACUGGUUCCUGGACCGGGUGGUGGUGACGGAUGUGAUCCGGCCUCACCUGAGGUUCUACUUCGCUUGUAACAACUGGUUCACUAAGGAGGAGGGAGACUGCCUUUAUAUCAGAGACCUGCUGGGCAGCCUGGACCCCAUGGACAUACCCAAAUAUAAUAAGUAUAUAGUGAGUGUUUUCACUGCUGAUGUCAAAGGCAGUGGCACGGAUGCGGAUGUCUUCAUCAAUAUCUUCGGGGAGUUUGGAAACACAGGUGAAAGGCGACUUAACAAUGACAAAAACAACUUUGAAAAGGGCACAGAGGACAAGUUCACCAUCGAGGCACCAAACCUGGGCAAAGUGAGAAAGAUCACCAUCGGCCAUAAUAACAAAGGCUCCUCUGCAGGAUGGUUUGUGGACAAGGUAGUUGUGGAUGACAUGGGAAACAAAAUGGUUUAUGAAAUUCCAAUCAGUCGAUGGUUUGCCAUGGAUGAGGAUGAUGGGAAGAUCCAGAGAGACAUGUUGGUGGGGGGGAACCAGCCCAUAGGUAUUGUGUACAGCGUCCAGAUUGUGACAGGAAACAUCCGAGGUGCUGGCACCAACUCCAAAAUCCACGUCGUGAUGCACGGCUCGAAAGGCAUGAAGAACAGUGGCAAGGUGUUUUUGGAGGGAGGAAAGUUUGAGCGUGGCCUGACGGACAUCUUCAAUGUGGAGAUUGCUGCGCUCAUCAGUCCCCUCAGCAGAGUCACCGUUGGACACGACAAUGACGGAGUCAGUGCUGGGUGGUACUGCGAGAAGGUGGUGGUGUACUGUUCGUUCACAGGGUUAGAGCAGACCUUCCCAUGCAGCAAAUGGCUGGAUGAGGGGGAAGGAGACGGGCUGAUAGAGAGAGAGCUCUAUGAGAUGGUCUCGCUCAGGCAGAGGAGACAAAAGAAGUACCCCUGGUCCUUGUGGAUCUGGACUUCAGACAUCCCCGGUGCAGGAACCAAUGCCGAUAUCUGUUUCCAGGUAUACGGAGAAAAGGGCAAGAGCGAUGAGAUGGGACUGAACAACAAAACAGACAACUUUGAACAGGGACAAGUGGACCGGUUUAUGGUUGAGCUGCCUGAUUUAGGAAGAUUUACCAAACUCCGCAUCUGGCACGAGAAAAGAAAUCCUUUUGCAGGAUGGCAUCUCAGUAAGGCAACUUUGAUGAAGACGUUAACGAAGGAGAAGUACAAGUUUCCUUGCGAGCGCUGGCUGGAUACAAACGAAGACGAUAACGAGGUCGUGAGGGAGCUAAGUGCCACGGGAGACUCCGUCGCUGAGCCGCUGCCCGGGAUCAAAUACAGAGUGACGGUGUGCACGGGCACUGUCGGCGGCAGCGGCACAGAUGCAUCUGUUUAUCUGAGUCUGAUUGGAGACCUCGGGGACACCGGAAGACGAGAGCUGGUCGUCUGCAAAAACAACGUCAACAAGUUUGAGAAAGGAAAUAUGGAUGAGUUCAUAGUGGAGGCGGUAGCUCUUGGGAAGAUUCGCAGGGUGAGGAUUGGACACGAUGGCAAAGGUGGAGGCUGCGGCUGGUUCCUGGAUAAAGUGAUCGUGAGAGAGGAGGGACAGGCGGGCGCCGACGCUGAGGAGUUCCCUUGCAACAGGUGGCUGGACCGCAACGAGGACGAUGGACAGAUCGUCAGAGAGUUAGUGCCGUUCUCAGAUGGACAGCGUCUUUACAACGUGGACUACCACAUCGCCGUGAAGACGGGCAGCAUCCCCGGGAGCAGCUCGGACUCCAACGUGUUCGUCAAGCUCUACGGAGAAAAAUGCGACACCAGUACGAUGAUGCUGUUGGUCUCUGCCAACAACCUGGGGAACUACUUCGAGACGGCUCGCGUGGACAUCUUCAUCGUGGAGACCGUUGACAUCGGACAGAUCAACCGUCUGAUGAUUGGCCACACCAAUGAAGGCAUGCGUGCCGGCUGGUUCUUGGACAGCGUUCAGCUGAUGGUUCCGGUCCAUGGAAAGCAAUACAUGUUCCCCAGCCACCGCUGGCUGUCCAGGGGUGAUGCUGAUGGCAAGACCGAGGUGGAGAUCUAUCCGAGCGAGAUCCUGGACAUAGAACAACUGAUUAAUUAUGAGGUAACAGUCGUGACUGGAGAUGUGACUUUUGCUGGCACCAACGCCGGCGUGUUCAUCCAGAUCUAUGGGGACAAGGGGAAGACCGAGGUUAUCACGCUCGAGAGCAGAUCCAACAACUACGAACGGAACGCCACAGAGAUAUUCAAGAUAGAGGGCAAAGACGUGGGGAAGGUCUUCAAGGUCCGCAUCGGCCACGAUGACUUGGGGGUCGGAUCCGGCUGGUUCCUGGAGACGGUGGACGUCAAACAUCUAAUCAUGGCCUUGGUGCCCAAGGAAAAGAAAAAAGAGGACAAGAAAAAGAAGAAGAAAAAGAAAAAAGAUGAGGAAGAAGCGGAAGAGGAGGGAGGAGAGGAGAUGCAGGAAGUGGUGCUGACUUAUCAUUUCCCCUGUUCGCGCUGGCUGGCAGGGGGAGAGGAGGACGGCGAGCUGGUGGUGGAGCUGCUGCCUGAGGACGCAGAGGAGCUGGAAGUCAACACCUAUGAAGUGUGCGUCUUCACCGGCGACUUGCUCGGCGCCGGGACCGACGCCAAUGUCUUCAUCAACAUUUAUGGUGAAAACGGAGACACCGGAGAGCGCUGUCUGAAGAAGUCUGACAACCUCAACAAAUUUGAGCGGCAGCAGGAGGAUGUUUUCAUCGUGACGGCUGUGGAUCUGGGUGUACUGAAGAAGCUACGAAUCCGUCACGACGACACCCGUUCGUAUUCGUCUUGGUACCUGGAUCGCGUGGAGAUCGUGGACACAAAGGAGGAUACGACGUACUAUUUCCCUUGUACCCGCUGGCUGGCAGUGGAUGAGGACGAUGGGCAGAUAGCAAGAGAGCUAGUUCCUGUGGACGAGGCCUUCAUGAGGAAGGAUGAAGAUGAGGAGGGAACAGGCGCAACUCUGGGGCUCGAGCAGAAAUCCAUGUCCACAACAUAUACUCUCAAAAUAAAAACCGGAGAGAAGAAGUAUGCUGGAACGGAUGCCAACGUCUUUGCCAUCCUAUUUGGUGAAAAAGACAACACAGGGGUCAUAAACCUAAAGGCUUGUAAGCACUAUAAGAAUAAGUUUGAACAGGGGAUGGUCAAUGAGUUCACGGUGGAGGCGGUGGAUUUGGGAGACCUGGAGAAGCUUCGAAUUGGCCACGACAACUCAGGUGGUUCAUCUGGUUGGUUCUUGAACUUUGUCGAGAUCGACGCCGUCUCUCAGGGUCAGAGACUACACUUCCCGUGUGGCCACUGGUUGGAUAAAGAAGAGGAUGACGGGGCGAUCGUGAGGGAUCUUUACCCCGCUGAGCUACAGACGGAGCUCUACAUGCCAUUUGUGCCUUACGAGAUAAAGAUUUACACCAGCGAUGUGUUUGGUGCGGGAACAGACGCGGACGUGUUCAUCGUCUUGUACGGACGCGAGGGCGUGUGCACGCAGCAGAAACACCUGUGUGUCAACAAGAGAGAGAGACGUCUUCACUUUGAGAGGGGAGCCGAGGACAUGUUCAUUGUGGAGCUGGAAGAUGUCGGUGAGGACAUCGAGAAAAUCAGGAUAGGACACGACAACAAGGGCUCCAACCCAGGAUGGCACCUCGACAGAGUGGAGAUCAGACGACAGCUCAGGAAAGGAAAGGGUUCAGAGACGACCAUAUUCCCAUGUGAGUGCUGGCUGGCCAAGUCGGAAGACGAUGGGGAGACGGUGAGGGAGCUGGUCCCCUCGGACAUCAUCACAGAGAAACUCCUCAGGGAUGGGAAGCUGAAAACGACUGAAAUAGAGGUGGAGGACGCUUUGGAGAUUCACAUGUACAGCGUGUCUGUGCGGACAGGUGAUAUGUAUGGAGCGGGAACCGACGCCAACGUUUUUCUCACCAUCUACGGAGACCUGGGGGACACGGGAGAGCGUAAACUCGCCAAAUCCGAGAACAACAAGAACAAGUUUGAGAGAGGAGAGGUGGACAAGUUCUCUAUUGAGGCUGUGGACUUGGGCCAGGUGUUUAAGAUACGUAUUCGUCAUGACAACUCCAUGGUCGGGGCCGACUGGUACCUCGACCAGGCCGAGGUGCUGGAUUUUGAAACGGAGGAGGUGUACAUGUUCCUGUGUGAGCGCUGGCUGUCCAAGAAGAAAGAGGACAAACGCAUUGAGAGGACGUUCUUCGUCAAGGGAUAUGAAGGGGAAAGAAACAUCGAUCCAAAUUCCAAGAAGAUGCUUCAAGCCAAACUGGGACUGGACAGAAAUGCCAACAAGAAGAAAAAGAAGAAAAAGGUGGCGGAGGAGGGUCCAAUCAUCCCCUAUCAUUUCACCUUGUCCACUGGGAUGGAGCGGGAUGCCAGCAGCACAGCCAGGGUCUAUGUCAUCAUCACCGGACCCAACGACGUGGAGACAGACCGACUGUGGCUCGACCUCCCAGAGGGAAAGAAAUCCUUCACCGCGGGCACCAUGGAGCACUUUGUGUGUUCUGGGACGGACGUAGGAGAGAUCAAGAGGGUGGAGCUCGGCCAUAACGGUGUCACACCAGAGAGCUGCUGGCUGGUGGAUGAGCUGUCGGUUGCCGUGCCAACCAAAGGUAUCAAGUACAGCUUUCCAUGUAACUGCUGGCUGGCUAAAGACCGGGGCGAUGGUCUGACCGCCCGACUGUUCAAUGUGCUGGACGCCACCACCAUCAACAUCAACCGCAAAGUCAUUUAUUCGGUAACGGUUGUCACAGGGGACACUCAGUUUGCAGGGACGGAUACCAACAUUUUCCUGACAGUGUUCGGAGCCAAUGGGAGCACAGAGGAAAUGCUGCUGGUUAAAAAUGAGGACAGGUUUGAAAGGGACCAACAAGACACGUUCAGUUUGGAGAUCGACGACAUCGCUCCUCUGAAGAAGAUCAGAGUUCAGAUCGAUGGCUCUGGAAGUCGGCCUGACUGGUUUCUCGACAGGAUCAUGAUGCGGAGCCUGAACACGGAGGAGACGUAUGUGUUCACUUACGAGGACUGGCUGUCGAAGACGAAAGGGCCAAAGAGGAUAAAGGUGUGUGAGCUGGCGGCUGUGGUGGAGGAGGAGGAGAUGGUGGAGAGGACUACCUACAUCAUCAAUGUCCAGACUACUGAUGCCGGAGGUGCUGGCACUGACGCCAACGUGUGUGUGGUUGUGUUCGGGGAGUACGGAGACACUGGGACGCUGCCUCUGAAGGAAAGCACCAACAGGAACAAGUUUGAGCGGAAAACAAAAGAUGUGUUCAGGUUCCCGGAAAUGCUGAGUCUGGGCGAACUGUCAAAGGUGCGAGUGUGGCACGAUAACAAAGGCCCUGCUCCUGGUUGGCACCUGGAGUACAUCGACGUGAAAGACGAGGCCAUGGACCAGACCUUCAGGUUCCCCUGCGACCGCUGGUUGGCUAAAAAUGAAGACGACACUCAGAUAAUGAGGGAGCUGGCCUGUGCCAACAACACCGCUAUAGACCUCAGUGACAAAACCAAAUAUGAAAUUGCCACAACAACUGCGAGCACAGACGGCGCCUCCACCACGGAAAACGCCUGGAUUGUGUUGGAAGGCAGGAAAGCUCGUUCCAAGGAAUUUGUUUUGGAGAAUAAGAAAAAGAAGUUCUUAGGCGGUGCCACCGACACGUUUGAGUUUUCGUCAAAGAACGUGGGAGACAUCGCCGGGAUCUGCAUCGGCCACAUCACGAAAGAUGGAAAGAAGGCGAGGAAAGUGGCCUUCUGGCACGUCUUGGACGUGGUGGUGACAGAACGGGAGCUGGGGAACAAGUAUUUCUUCCACUGUGAUGCUCAAAUCCCUCUGGCGGCCAAAAAGGACAAAUUCCAGACAUUCGAGUGCUUCAAGACCAUCGAGAGCUUCGCGAGCAAAGUCCGCGGCCUGGUCCCCGUCAAGUACGAAAUCAUCGUCAUCACGGGGGACGUGAAAGGAGCCGGCACGGACGCCAACGUUUCCAUCAGCAUCUUCGGCGCCAACGGCGACUCGGGCAAGCGCCACCUGCGGCAGAAGUUCCGCAACCUUUUUGAGCGAGGGCGAACGGAUCGCUUCGUUCUGGAGAUGCUGGACCUCGGGGAGCUGCUGAGGGUCAAGGUGGAGCACGACGGCAGCGGCUCCAACUGCGGGUGGUACCUGGCGUGUGUGGAGGUGACCAACACAGCCAACUCGGUGACGACCAUCUUCCAGUGCGGGAAGUGGUUGGACAAUCGGAAGGCCGACGGGCAGAGUCAACGAGUUCUCUACCCCAAAUAUUAGGAGGAGGAUGCAUGAGACGAAAUCAAUACACCUGAAUGCACUUUUAUGUCAACUUUUAAAGGAAACGCCGUUGCGCUUUUUUUGUUUGUUUGUGCCAACUGUUCAGGUUGCCCUCCUAACUUUGGAAAAAGUUCAAAUAGGUCAGACUAUCGAGGAUUGAUUUAAUAAACAAAUUAAAUGCAGAUGUUAAUGGUUGUCCAAUAUGUAAUGACUUUGUUUUGGAGGGAAAUAAUCACAUGUUCACAAAUUCAAAUUACGUUCGACAGAUCACAUUUUGAAAGCUGUGCAAUCUGACACAUUUUUGUAUUUAAACAUUUUUGAUAAGGAUCCCUUUAGUGCGACCAAGAAAUGUACAGAGCAGGACGAGGAUCCUGUUUCUUAAUGAUCUUGUAUACAUUUUGCAUUUCUUUACUGUAAAAUAAAAGCUGACAUGUGCACUGAUAGAUAUAUCUGCGACACGCUUAUAUUGUCCAAUGUAUGUUACACAAACUAUUGACCGUUGAGUGUAUAUAUAUAUGUACACUACCGUUCAAAAGUUUGAGGUCAUCCAGACAAUUUCGUGUCUUCCAUGAAAACUCACUUUUAUUUAUCAAAUGAAUUAAAAAUUGAAUAGAAAAUAUAGUCAAAACAUUGACAAGGUUAGAAAUAGAUUAAUAUUUGAAGUAUUAAUUUUGUUCUUCAAACUUCAAGCUCAAAGGAAGGCCAGUUGUAUAGCUUAUAUCACCAGCAUAACUGUUUUCAGCUGUGCUAACAUAAUUGCACAAGGGUUUUCUAAUCAGACAUUAGUCUUCUAAGGCGAUUAGCAAACACAAUGUACCAUUAGAACACUGGAGUGAUAGUUGAUGGAAAUGGGCCUCUAUACACCUCUGGAGAUAUUUCAUUAGAAACCAGACGUUUCCACCUAGAAUAGUCAUUUAACAUUAACAAUGUAUAGAGUGUAUUUUUGAUUAAUGUUAUCUUUAUUGAAAAAACUGCUUUUCUUUGAAAAAUAAAGACAUUUCUAAGUGAC
Messenger RNA from Pseudoliparis swirei, 7813 nucleotides. RefSeq names its product lipoxygenase homology PLAT domains 1b (gene loxhd1b). NCBI's taxonomy places the organism in Eukaryota, Metazoa, Chordata, Actinopteri, Perciformes, Liparidae. Gene Ontology annotation, molecular function: protein binding. The record is from RefSeq and is a predicted model, not a curated record. The coding region runs from base 16 to 6804 and encodes 2262 amino acids. The transcript is spliced from 43 exons.